AUGCUGUUUCCUGCUCAAUUUCUGUUCCUACUGCUACUUCUAGGAACCUCGAGAACAGGCAACUCCCACAAGCUGUACCAAACAGAGUCCAUCUUCAGCUGUAUUAAUACAGCCCUAUCUGGGGCUAAGAGUCAGCUAGGUGAUGAGUCCUCACUGAGCAAGAGGAGCUUUGGUUACAUUCCCAGUGAGGAUCUAUCAUCUGAGGAGGAAGACAAAGAGGAGAAAGAAGAGGAUGAAGAGGACAAGGAGAAAAGAACUUUAUCUGGGGUUGGUGGUGGGAUUGGCACAGGGAUUGAGGGCACCCGGUAUAAGUACCAGUCUCAGGCACAGCUAACAAGGAAGCUAUACCAGAACAAGGCCCAGAGCGAUAGGCGCACUAAAUUCACCCUGUCUCUUGAUGUCCCUACCAACAUUAUGAAUAUCCUCUUCAACAUAGCCAAGGCCAAGAACUUGAAGGCCAAAGCAGCUGCCAAUGCUCACCUUAUGGCACAAAUUGGGCGAAGGAAAUAA
Trichosurus vulpecula (common brushtail) is the source of this 510-nucleotide messenger RNA. RefSeq names its product urocortin 3 (gene UCN3). Gene Ontology annotation, cellular component: extracellular region. NCBI's taxonomy places the organism in Eukaryota, Metazoa, Chordata, Mammalia, Diprotodontia, Phalangeridae. Gene Ontology annotation, molecular function: corticotropin-releasing hormone receptor 2 binding; hormone activity. The coding region runs from base 1 to 510 and encodes 169 amino acids. Gene Ontology annotation, biological process: hormone-mediated signaling pathway; adenylate cyclase-activating G protein-coupled receptor signaling pathway; digestion. The transcript has a single exon. The record is from RefSeq and is a predicted model, not a curated record.